This is a messenger RNA of Pyrenophora tritici-repentis Pt-1C-BFP, 408 nucleotides long. RefSeq lists its product as uncharacterized. The record is from RefSeq and is a predicted model, not a curated record. Lineage: Eukaryota; Fungi; Ascomycota; Dothideomycetes; Pleosporales; Pleosporaceae.
AUGGCCCAGGCAACGCAGGACGAUGGCAUGACGAAGGUUCUUCAGAUGAUGGCGCAGUCUCUAACAAAGCUUAAUGAGACAAGCCGGAGCUCUACUCUAGUCUAUGCGUCCCAGCUGCCUCCGUAUCCUGCAGACAGUGUCCCAACGUUCGACGGCAACAAUGUUACCUUGUUUUUAGAACGUUUUGAAGAUAUGGCCAAGUACUACGAGUUCACUAGCAAAAUAAUGAUUGAACGUCUAACUGCCCAUUGUAAAGCCAAGCAGAGGGCUAUCAUCCAAGCUUCUGAUGAGUACGAGGAGUCUCUACAAACAGCGGACUGGUCGACUCUCCGAGCAGCUCUCAAGAAGAGGUUUCGCACCAAUGACAAGUACCAGCAAGAGGUUAGGGCGGAGUACUUCGAGCACUAG